AUGGAGCCUCUAAAGCUGCUGAGCAUUGCACUGCUGCUGUGCCCUCUCACUUGCCUCUUGUUGAAGACUGUGGAUUCUCUUCCCUCUGCUUUAUCAAUCUUUCAAAUGCAAGAAGAAGCAGGACCAAAAUCAGGCUCCAGGAGUGUAUUUGCUGUUAGAAUAAAGGAUACUGUCAUCACAAGCCAUAAGAGUCAUCAUAUCUCAGGAAACCAGAGGUCUUGGAUAAACAACUUCAGAAAUCACCUAUGGGAUCUCUUCAAGAGCUUUGCACCUCCAGCAGCAAUUUUUGCUUUUCUUAUCACUUUGGCACUGAUGGGGACCCUCUGCUGCCUCACGUAA
Molecule: messenger RNA, 339 nt
Organism: Jaculus jaculus (lesser Egyptian jerboa)
Lineage: Eukaryota; Metazoa; Chordata; Mammalia; Rodentia; Dipodidae
Gene: Smim9
Product: small integral membrane protein 9
Exons: 2
Coding region: 1-339 (112 amino acids)
Source: RefSeq, a predicted model, not a curated record